Messenger RNA from Solanum tuberosum (potato), 636 nucleotides. RefSeq lists its product as uncharacterized. Lineage: Eukaryota; Viridiplantae; Streptophyta; Magnoliopsida; Solanales; Solanaceae. The coding region runs from base 1 to 636 and encodes 211 amino acids. The record is from RefSeq and is a predicted model, not a curated record. The transcript has a single exon.
AUGGAUUACUCCUUGUUGAUCAAAAGGUCAGCUGAAGGCAUUGUGAUUGUCUUGAUUUAUGUUGAUGAUUUGUUAGUCACUGGUAGUAGCAUGAAGCUGAUUAAUGACACUAAACAAGUUGUGAAGGACAACUUCAAAAUCAAAGACCUUGGACCUUUGAGAUACUUUCUAGGAAUAGAAUUUGCCCGGAACUCUAAAGGGAUUCUCAUGCACCAGAGGAAGUAUGCAUUGGAGAUAAUUUCAGACUUGGGUUUAGGAGGGUCGAAACCUAUUGCCACACCUGUUGAAAUGAAUGUCAAAUUAACUACUAUGAUUUUUGAUAAACAUGUAGGUUCUUCAUCUGAUUCACUACUAUCAGAUAUUGGUGAAUAUCAGAGACUUGUUGGGAGGUUGAUUUACUUAACCAUUACUAGACCGGAUUUGUCUUAUGCUGUUCAAAACUUAAGUCAGUUUAUGAAUGCACCAAAGAGGUCUCAUAUGGAUGCUGCUGUUAGAGUUGUAAGAUACAUCAAACAGGACCCAGGUUCAGGCAUUUUUUUGGCUGCACAAUCUUCUGGUUCUUUACAAGCAUAUUGUGAUGCUGAUUGGGGAUCCGGUCUUGAUACUAGGAGGUCCAUCACUGGGUAUAUGAGCUAG